AAGAAGUGUGAGAGUACGAGUCAUAAUUGCUAUCUCGUUCCUCGUUAUGUAUGUUUUGGCUUCGUAUAUUAUCGUCGAAAAGUAUUUCUUUAUCAAACGCAAAGGUUACGCAAACGCACCUAAAGUGGAGUUAGAAUAUGUCGUUGUACAUUUGGAUUUAAAGGGAGCUCCUCCGAAGUUGGCGUAUCUGGCGUCCCUGCUGCCGAUGAUGAAGAAACAUGGCGUCAAUGGUCUUCUUAUUGAGUAUGAGGAUAUGUUUCCCUACGAUGGAGUACUGGAAAACUUGAGGAGGUGGAAUAGUUACAAAAAGGAAGAGCUCCAUGCAUACCUCGUCGCCGCAGUAUCAUCUGGUUUCGAGAUAAUCCCUUUGAUCCAAACAUUCGGCCACAUGGAAUUCGCCCUAAAGCAUCCCCAUUAUGAUUUUUUAAGGGAAGCUCCUAAAUUCCCUGAAUCUAUCUGUCCUAGUAUUUUGGAGAGCCAGCAUUUUCUAGAAGAAAUGAUUAAACAGAUCAUAAGUUUUCACCAAAAGAUAGCUCCUUUGAAUUACAUCCAUGUAGGUUGCGAUGAAGUUUCCCCUAUCAACAAAUGUAAUCUAUGUCGGCGAAGAAAUUCCACAAAUGAGGAACUGUUAACUGAGCACGUCCAUUUCCUUGUCGAAACUGUCCACCUCCUUAGUCCAACCACCACCGUUCUCAUCUGGGACGACAUGUACAGAGAUGUCAAACCUAUGGAUUGCAGCAACCUCAUCUUAACUGACACUGAAGUUGUAUACUGGGACUUCACUGCAAAACCUCAUGAAGAUGUGCACAUCAACAUGAACAAGUAUGGCCGCAUGUUUGAUAAUAUCUGGAUAGCGACGGCUUUUAAAGGAGCUGAUGGAAGGGAAAGCAUACUUCCUGAUCUUAAUGUGAGAUUCUACAACCAUCUCUACUGGCUCGACUUUAUAUUUAAUUAUGGCACUAUGAAGAAAUUGUAUAAAUUUAAAGGUAUAAUACUCACAGGCUGGUCAAGAUAUGACCAUGAUUCGCCAUUAUGUGAAAUUCUUCCAGCUUCAAUACCGAGUUUAAUUAUUAAUCUGAUCCUUAUUCAAAAGUAUACAAGUGGAAUAGUUGUUGAAAACAUGAACGAAUUGGAUGUUUUCAUUGAUGAACAUAUAGAGAAUAAUUUAGACUCUAGCCUUCUAUGUCAGAAUCGCAGCAAGCGUUUUUUGAAUGCAUUCAAUUCAAAAAAAUGUCGUUAUGAGGAAUCUGAUCUUUAUACUACACUUCAACUUCUAAGUAAUGCUUACAAAUGCUUUGUUUUAAAAAAUAAUGCCUCAAAUGAUGACGAAUCGAGUAUUGAAUAUGAAAACGUUGGCAACGUUCAAAAUCAAAUGGAAACAUGUUUAAGAAUUUUUAAUGAACUUUGUAAAAUUACUUUUGACAAAGAAAUUAUUGGAUUACUGUCAGAUUAUUUUGAAAAUGAAGUCAUAUUAGAAUAUAUUCGGUCAAAAAUACGUAGUUUGCAGGAAAACAUUAAAAGGAUUGUUCCGAUUUUUAGCAUUAAAUGA
Molecule: messenger RNA, 1549 nt
Organism: Cydia fagiglandana
Lineage: Eukaryota; Metazoa; Arthropoda; Insecta; Lepidoptera; Tortricidae
Product: hexosaminidase D-like
Exons: 4
Coding region: 47-1549 (500 amino acids)
Biological process (GO): carbohydrate metabolic process
Molecular function (GO): hexosaminidase activity
Source: RefSeq, a predicted model, not a curated record